CGACUUCAGAUGGUGAAUGCUGCACGGGUGUCGCAGAAGGGUUUCGGACAGAGGCAGCCCAUACAGCCAGCAACCCACGGGAAAGGCCCCCUGGCGCUGCACAUGUACAGAGAGAGACAUGGUGUUGUAGAAUUGUUGCUGCCUAUUGGAAUCGCGAUGUGAGUCUAGACGAAUAAGACGCACCCGUUUGUAUGAAUAAUGGGUUGGAUAGCUAAGAAUAUCUGGUGGUCGCUGUUCUUGAAGUCCAAUGGUGAGCCCAUGUCGCAUUCCCGUUGCGGCAUAUCUCAAUCACUUUUUUCUUCACCUGAAUCCACCGAUAUUCACCGGCCUUGUCUUUGAUUUUGGUUUGCAUCCCUUCCAUACCCCCUUCUCGCUAUCUCUGCUGCUGCUCUGUUGCUGGUAGUCCCCCCGCUACCGCCCGCCGCCCCUCUUGACCCUGAUUGUCCCCUCGCACAUCAACACCAACAACGUAUAGCUCUUUUGGCGGCGACAGUGAUACCUUUAUAUAUAUAUAUAUAUAUAUAUAUUCCGGUUUGCCGUGCAGGCCUCCGCCCUUCUCUUUUUUCCAACCACCUCUUCGCAUCUUGCAGCGGCUUGCCCCCGGGGAGUCAUCAAUCAAGAGGCACAUGAUAGCACAGCAUUACAUUAGCAUUGACUGCAAAAGCAACCCUCUCCACUUCUGCUCCCUCUCGCGAGUCGCGUCGCCUAACGAUCCCCGCCCAGCUAACGAAUAAGCUGCUUCUGCUGCCUCUGCCUCUGCUGCUGCUGCUGCUGCUUGCUUGCUUGCUUGUCUGGUCUUGUCUUGUCUUGCCGUGCCCUGUUUGCUUGCCUCCCACCCCGUCGUCCAGCCACUCCAUCCGUCCACACCCAUCGUCCAAGCCCGCCGCCUCACCUCACCUCAUCACAUCACCCUACUUACCCAUCACCUACCUCUCCAGCCUCCCCGACUCAUCCCUCGUCCACCUCCCUGGCCAAGCCGUGGAACAUCGCCAACAUCCUUCUCUGCCGUCUUCGCUGCAUCCGCCGUCCGUCGUGCAACCAUCUUCCGUGCAACCCUCUCUCGUCUACAGUAAGUAGCCCCCGCGUACCCUGUCCGUCUCUGCCAUGCCGCGCCCUGCCCUGCCCUGCCCUGCCCGGCCACACCCCGAUCCGUCCACUCGUUGUUUUGCUGCACCACACACUCUCUCUCUCGCACCGCCUGCCUGCAUUGGUUCCGACGACGCUUCCUCUGCUACUUCCUCCGCCCUGCGACGUACCGCCGCACAACAACAUCAUCAUCUCGACUGACCGACCCAGAUUGCUCUCCCGUCCCCUUCUUUUGGACGCCCUCGCACACGACCCACAACCCGACGCCAUAUCCGUUUUCUCUAGACACCGCCUCGACCGCCUGCUGCCAUCGCAACAAUGGCUGCACCCACCACCCAAUCCCUCAAGUGCGUCGUGACCGGUGACGGUGCUGUUGGCAAGACAUGUCUUCUCAUCUCGUACACGACCAACGCUUUCCCCGGCGAAUACAUCCCCACCGUCUUCGACAACUACUCCGCAAAUGUCAUGGUCGAUGGCAAGCCAAUCAGCCUCGGACUUUGGGAUACUGCAGGUCAGGAGGAUUACGAUCGUCUUCGUCCCCUCUCAUACCCCCAGACCGACGUUUUCCUCAUCUGCUUCUCCAUCGUCAGCCCUCCUUCCUUUGAUAACGUCAAAGCCAAGUGGUACCCCGAGAUUGACCAUCACGCCCCCGGCGUGCCCAUCAUCCUCGUCGGCACGAAGCUCGAUCUCAGGGACGACGAAGCCACCAAGGAGAGCUUGCGCCAGAAGAAGAUGUCGCCCAUCCAGUACGAACAGGCUGUCAUGGUCGCCAAGGAAAUCAAGGCCCAGAAAUACCUCGAGUGCUCUGCUCUGACUCAACGAAACCUUAAGAGCGUCUUCGAUGAGGCGAUCCGCGCCGUUCUGAGCCCCCGCCCCACAGCCGCGCCCCGGAAGUCCAAGAAGUGCACCAUUCUAUGA
Molecule: messenger RNA, 2004 nt
Organism: Periconia digitata
Lineage: Eukaryota; Fungi; Ascomycota; Dothideomycetes; Pleosporales; Periconiaceae
Source: the annotation of a GenBank genome assembly